AUAUUGCAGGAGCUUUUUUCUUCACCCUCACUCUGUCACUCUAAAGCUGACGCCGAACUCACUAUCUCUUUUGCCGGCCCGGCGAAAUCAAUUUCGUGAGUGAUCCUGAUUAUUGUUGAUGGCUAUUUCCUCAACAUUUUCUUCACAUGUAUUCCAUGGGAAAAUACUUGUGUCACCUCCGAGAAUGAGUUAUUCUAACUUUGGAGGCAAUAAUUUAUGGUUAAAGCAACCUUUGCGCUGUAAACCUACUUCUUUACUUGCCGACAUGUCAAAAUCACAGUUGCCAUUCGCUGUUGAAUUGUUUAAAAAGGGCGGAAAUCAAUGCGCUAUGCCAACAAAUAGGGGAGGAUUCCAAUGCAGAGCAUUGGAGGUGAAAAAUAAGUCUUUAACUAUGGUAGGGAGUAAGUUUCAGCUUGAUGAUGUAAUUGAAGCUCAGCAGUUUGAUAGAGAUACUCUCAGUGCCAUAUUUGAAGUGGCGCAGGAGAUGGAGAAAAUUGAGAAGAACUCGAUGGGAAGCGAGAUUCUUAAGGGUUAUCUAAUGGCCACUCUCUUCUAUGAACCCUCAACUAGGACUAGGCUUUCAUUUGAAUCUGCCAUGAAGCGUUUGGGUGGGGAAGUAUUGACUACGGAAAAUGCUCGCGAAUUUUCAUCUGCAGCAAAAGGAGAGACGCUUGAAGAUUCAAUUAGAACUGUUGAAGGGUACUCUGACAUCAUUGUUAUGAGACAUUUUGAAAGUGGUGCUGCUAAAAGAGCUGCGGCCACUGCCAGUAUUCCAAUUAUAAAUGCUGGAGAUGGCCCUGGACAACACCCAACUCAGGCCCUUUUAGACGUGUAUACCAUUGAAAGAGAAAUAGGAAAACUUGAUGGUAUUAAAGUUGCUCUUGUUGGUGAUCUAGCUUAUGGGAGGACAGUUCGUUCACUUGCUUAUUUGCUUGCGAAGUACCAAGAUGUGAAAAUUUACUUUGUGUCCCCUGAUGUAGUUAAAAUGAAGGAUGAUAUAAAGGAUUAUUUGACGUCAAUGGGGGUUCAGUGGGAAGAAAGUGCUGAUCUGGUGGAUGUGGCUUCUAAAUGUGAUGUGGUAUAUCAAACUCGUAUUCAAAGAGAAAGAUUUGGAGAGAGGGUUGAUUUGUAUGAAGAAGCUCGAGGGAAGUAUAUCGUGGAUCUGGCUGUCUUAAAUGCUAUGCAGAAACAUGCAGUAGUGAUGCAUCCUUUGCCAAGACUUGAUGAGAUAACUGUUGAUGUGGAUGAAGAUCCAAGGGCUGCUUAUUUCAGACAAGCUAAGAAUGGUCUUUAUAUUCGGAUGGCACUUUUGAAGCUUCUACUUCUUGGUUGGUGACAGAUGCAAAACAUUUUAUAUCUCGAAUAUUGCAAACCAUGUUUCUUAUCCAUGUGAGUGUGGAUUCCAAUUCUGAGCUCAUUGUAGAGUUUAAGAGUUUCGUUAACUUGUUUGAGCCAAAAAAAGUAUUUGGACCUCUUUCUUUAUUCAUCUUUUUUCCCCUCGGAAUGUCUACUUUUCACACAUUCAUUGCCUUAAAUACUGAUAAACGUGUUGCUAAUCAUCCUGUUGGAAUACAGUAACAGGUCAAUUUUGUUAAGAGUCCACAGUCCAUUUAGUUUGUCGUAUACAGAACUAUUUUGGCCCUUUCUGUU
Nicotiana attenuata is the source of this 1650-nucleotide messenger RNA. Its product is annotated as aspartate carbamoyltransferase 1, chloroplastic. The record is from RefSeq and is a predicted model, not a curated record. Gene Ontology annotation, biological process: amino acid metabolic process; 'de novo' pyrimidine nucleobase biosynthetic process. The coding region runs from base 119 to 1336 and encodes 405 amino acids. The transcript is spliced from 6 exons. Lineage: Eukaryota; Viridiplantae; Streptophyta; Magnoliopsida; Solanales; Solanaceae. Gene Ontology annotation, molecular function: aspartate carbamoyltransferase activity; amino acid binding.